Molecule: messenger RNA, 1794 nt
Organism: Schistocerca piceifrons (Central American locust)
Lineage: Eukaryota; Metazoa; Arthropoda; Insecta; Orthoptera; Acrididae
Product: basic proline-rich protein-like
Exons: 2
Coding region: 1-1794 (597 amino acids)
Source: RefSeq, a predicted model, not a curated record
AUGUGCUCCCUCCCUUCUCCCCUCGCUCGCCCUUUCGAGCCCUCGCUCGCCCUUUCGAGCCCUCGCUCGCCCUUUCGAGCCCUCGCUCGCCCUUUCGAGCCCUCGCUCGCCCUUUCGAGCCCUCGCUCGCCCUUUCGAGCCCUCGCUCGCCCUUUCGAGCCCUCGCUCGCCCUUUCGAGCCCUCGCUCGCCCUUUCGAGCCCUCGCUCGCCCUUUCGAGCCCUCGCUCGCCCUUUCGAGCCCUCGCUCGCCCUUUCGAGCCCUCGCUCGCCCUUUCGAGCCCUCGCUCGCCCUUUCGAGCCCUCGCUCGCCCUUUCGAGCCCUCGCUCGCCCUCGCUCGCCCUCGCUCGCCCUUUCGAGCCCUCGCUCGCCCUCGCUCGCCCUUUCGAGCCCUCGCUCGCCCUCGCUCGCCCUUUCGAGCCCUCGCUCGCCCUUUCGAGCCCUCGCUCGCCCUCGCUCGCCCUUUCGAGCCCUCGCUCGCCCUUUCGAGCCCUCGCUCGCCCUUUCGAGCCCUCGCUCGCCCUCGCUCGCCCUUUCGAGCCCUCGCUCGCCCUCGCUCGCCCUUUCGAGCCCUCGCUCGCCCUCGCUCGCCCUUUCGAGCCCUCGCUCGCCCUUUCGAGCCCUCGCUCGCCCUUUCGAGCCCUCGCUCGCCCUUUCGAGCCCUCGCUCGCCCUUUCGAGCCCUCGCUCGCCCUGCCCCGCCCCGCCCUCGCUCGCCCUGCCCCGCCCCGCCCCGUCCCGCCCUCGCUCGCCCCGCCCCGCCCCCGCUCGCCCGCCCCGCCCCGCCCCCGCUCGCCCCAUCCUGCCCUACCCCGCCCGCCCGCUUCCCCGUACCAUCCUCGCCCACCCACUCCCGUGCACCACCCUCACCCACUCCACCAUACCGCACUCACCAGCCCGCUCACCACCUCCCUCCUCGUUUGCCCGUCCGCCCGCUCCCCCAUUCCCGCCCUUGCCCGCCCGGUCCCUCAUUCCCGCCCGGCCCCCCAUUCCCGCCCGGCCCCCCAUUCCCACCCUUGCCCACCUGCCUGCCCCCUCCCCCGUUCUCCCUUUGUCUGCCCACCCCCCUCUCCCGUUCCCCCUUUGUCCGCCCGCCUGCUCCCUUCCCCCCGUUCCCCACUCGCCCGCCCCCUGCCCUCUCCCCCCCUGCCCUCUCCCCCAUUCCCCACUCGCCCGCCCCCUGCCCUCUCCCCCCCUGCCCUCUCCCCCAUUCCCCACUCGCCCGCCCCCUGCCCUCCCCCCGUUCCCCACUCGCCCGCCCCCUGCCCUCCCCCCGUUCCCCACUCGCCCGCCCCCUGCCUGCUUCCCCAUUCCCCACUCGCCCGCCCCCUGCCCUCCCCCCGUUCCCCACUCGCCCGCCCCCUGCCCUCCCCCCGUUCCCCACUCGCCCGCCCCCUGCCCUCCCCCCGUUCGCCCCUCGCCCGCCCCCUGCCCUCCCCCCGUUCGCCCCUCGCCCGCCCCCUGCCCUCUCCCCCCCUGCCCUCUCCCCCGUUCGCCCCUCGCCCGCCCCCUGCCCUCUCCCCCCCUGCCCUCUCCCCCGUUCGCCCCUCGCCCGCCCCCUGCCCUCUCUCCCGUUCGCCCCUCGCCCGCCCCCUGCCCUCUCUCCCGUUCGCCCCUCGCCCGCCCCCUGCCCUCUCUCCCGUUCGCCCCUCGCCCGCCCCCUGCCCUCUCUCCCGUUCGCCCCUCGCCCGCCCCCUGCCCUCGCUCCCGUUCGCCCCUCGCCCGCCCCCUGCCCUCUCAUUCCGUUCCCCCUUCGUCCACCCCCUGCCCUCUCCCCCCAUUCCCCCCUCGCCUGA